Staurois parvus is the source of this 314-nucleotide messenger RNA. Lineage: Eukaryota; Metazoa; Chordata; Amphibia; Anura; Ranidae. The record is from the annotation of a GenBank genome assembly.
ACCCCCCCCCCCCCCCCCCACUGUGCUGCUUCAGGUGCUAGUUGUGCAGCCAAGAUCUGUUGCCCCGUUGGUGUCAGUGGGGGAGGAGGAAUAGUGCCCCAUCGUUGGUGUCAGUGGGGGGGGGGGAAUAGUGCCCCAUCGUUGGUGUCAGUGGGGGGGAGGAAUAGUGCCCCAUCGUUGGUGUCAGUGGGGGGGGGAGGAAUAGUGCCCCAUCGUUGGUGUCAGUGGGGGGGAGGAAUAGUGCCCCAUCGUUGGUGUCAGUGGGGGGGGGAGGAAUAGUGCCCCAUCGUUGGUGUCAGUGGGGGGAGGAAUAG